CUCCCCAAGAAACCACCCAAGUCUUUCACAUUCACCUCCAACCCUCUAAACCCGUCCAAAACCCUAGACCAGACAAGCAGCCGCCGUCCGUCCACCCCCGAGUGAGCCCUGAGCCAUGUCGCCGGCGUCCCUCGCCGCCUGGCUCCUCCGCCGCGCCACCGCAUCCUCCUCUCCACUCUCCGCCCUCACCCGCCGCUGCCUCUACUCGUCGGCGCCCGUUCCUCUCCCGCGCUGUCUCCCCGGAGCCGCCGCCGCCGCCUCCUCGUCGCACUGGACCGCCGCCCGCCGCUUCUUGGCGUCGCAGUCCUCGGCUUCAUCCUCAUCCUCCAAGGCCUCCGCGGACGAGAACCUGAGGCGGGUCAUCGACUCCGAGAUCGAGUGCGUCGUCCAGUCGGAGGAGAGCACCGCCGACAAGCACAUUGAUCUACCAGAUGACUUCCCUUUUGAGGUCAUCGACAAUCCUGGUGAUCAAUCCGUAACCCUCAAAAGAGAGUUUGCUGGGGAGACUAUUAAAGCUGCUGUCUACACCAACUUUGAUACAGAGGAAGAUUUGAAUGAAGAUGAUGAGAGUGACAAUGAUGAGGAGUCUUUCAAGCCAGCAAUUCAGAUGGUUGUCACUGUUAAGAAGCCAGAAGGCCCAAUCUUGGAGUUCGAUUGCAACUUUAAUGAUGAUGAACUGGCGAUUGAAAAUAUGAGGAUGCUGAACCGUGAUAAUCCUGAUGCUGAGAAUGCGUAUGAAGGACCACCAUUUUCGGUUUUGGACGAGAGCUUGCAGAAGGCCUUACACAGGUACCUUGAGGUGAGGGGGAUCAAGCACUCACUGCAUGACUGGCUGCACGAGUACAUGAUUAGCAAGGAUGAGAAGGAGUAUGUGGUUUGGUUGAAGAACAUGAAAGAGUUCAUCGGGAAUUGAGUCUCUCUGCUCCUUAGUUUACAUUUGUCAUAGGAACAGGACUGGCACUCAUCAAUUAAGGGUCUGUUUGUUUGG
Molecule: messenger RNA, 988 nt
Organism: Phragmites australis (common reed)
Lineage: Eukaryota; Viridiplantae; Streptophyta; Magnoliopsida; Poales; Poaceae
Exons: 3
Coding region: 116-913 (265 amino acids)
Cellular component (GO): mitochondrial matrix
Source: RefSeq, a predicted model, not a curated record